UCAAUGACCGGUUCUGAGCAAAGCGCUUCAGCUACAAUUGUGUCUGAAUGCUACGAUGAAGAAGAAACAUGGAAUCUAGCCGUCAGCCUAGCAAAUGCCGUUGUUCUUCCAAUGGUACUCAAAUCAACUCUGGAGCUCAACAUCAUCGACAUCAUUUCCACACCUGGGAACAGUCGUGGUUCCCUCUCAGCUUCCGAGAUUGCACAGCGGAUUCCGGCGGCGAGAAACCAAGAUGCACCUAUCUUACUGGAUCGUAUGUUGCGUGUUUUGGCAAGCUAUGAUAUAGUGAAGUGCUCGUCUUCCACCAAAGAGAAUGGCCAAGUGGAAAGAUGGUAUGGUGCAGGACCCAUUUGCAAAUUCCUCACCAAGAACCAAGAUGGGAGUGGAUCUGCUGGUCCUCUAUUGUUGAUGCACCAUGAUGAGGUUCUCAUGAAGAGCUGGUUCCAUUUAAAUGAUGCAAUACUUGAAGGUGGAUUUCCAUUCAGCAGAGCCCAUGGAAUGACGGCAUUUGAAUACCUGGGAACUGAUCAAAGGUUCAACACGCUAUUCAAUCAAGCAAUGUCAAGCUACACUACCUUAGUGGUGAAGAAGAUCCUCAAUGUUUACAGGGGAUUUGAUGGCCUCAAUGUGUUGGUUGAUGUGGGAGGUGGCACUGGAGUUACUCUCAGUAUUAUCGCUUCAAAAUAUCCUCAUAUUAAGGGAAUCAACUACGAUUUGCCCCAUGUAUUAGCCAAUUCACCUUCAUAUUCAGGAGUGGAGCAUGUCAAAGGAGAUAUGUUUAGGAGUGUUCCAAAGGGAGAUGCAAUUUUCCUGAAGUGGAUACUCCAUGAUUGGAGCGAUGAGCAUUGCUUGAAACUUCUCAAGAAUUGCUGGGAAGCUCUCCCUAGUAAUGGUAAGGUGAUUGUUGUGGAGUGCAUUCUACCCAUGGCCCCAGAGAACAUUGUUUCUUCACAGUUUGCGCAUAAGCUAGAUUUAGUCAUGUUAACUCAAAGUCCUGGAGGAAAAGAGAGAACCCAAAAGGAGUUUGAGGCCUUGGCUUUGAAAUCUGGCUUUUCAAGCUGUGAAGCCAUAUGCUGUGCUUACAAUAGCUGGGUUUUGGAGUUCCACAAAUGAGAGUUGAUCUUGAUCAACAUAUUAUUAAAUUUGUGGAAAAUUCUAGAAUAUUACUGGUAUUUCUCCCUCAACCCUAAAAGAGUAAGUAUUUCAUGAUUAUUAAUAAAAGCGUAUGUGCAUUAAUAAUUUCUCUUAGUUUAUGCUCUCUACAACAUGUUCGGUUUUGUGCCAAUGGAAUAAUAUGAUGGUCACCAGCUGUU
Messenger RNA from Manihot esculenta (cassava), 1313 nucleotides. RefSeq names its product caffeic acid 3-O-methyltransferase-like. Gene Ontology annotation, biological process: methylation. The record is from RefSeq and is a predicted model, not a curated record. The coding region runs from base 4 to 1113 and encodes 369 amino acids. Gene Ontology annotation, molecular function: protein dimerization activity; S-adenosylmethionine-dependent methyltransferase activity; O-methyltransferase activity. Lineage: Eukaryota; Viridiplantae; Streptophyta; Magnoliopsida; Malpighiales; Euphorbiaceae. The transcript has 4 exons.